Drosophila guanche is the source of this 282-nucleotide messenger RNA. RefSeq lists its product as uncharacterized. Bases 48 to 233 code for a protein of 61 amino acids. The transcript has 2 exons. The record is from RefSeq and is a predicted model, not a curated record. Lineage: Eukaryota; Metazoa; Arthropoda; Insecta; Diptera; Drosophilidae.
UCAAUGUCAGGGCGCAGCUUCAGUUGUGUUUAGCAUCUCUCUGAGAAAUGUUCGCCGCCCUAAGUCUCUGGUUGAUUCUGCAUUUGAUUGGCCUGCUCCAAGGUCGCUCCAUUGUGGGCGAAAGUCAGGAGUGGCUGACACCCCAGCCCCAGCCAGAUCCCACAAUCUUUGUGUAUUCCCCGACCGAAAAGCAAGAGAUAUUUUCAACUGAUGUUUGGAUGAAUAGUUUUUAAUGUUCAUUUCGAAUUAUAUAAAUAAAUGUCAAUGGCUGGAUCUUUAACA